CCUACACAUCUCCGCUCGUCGACAUCUUCUGUGCCAACAGAGGAUACAUGCUUCGACCUCCAAUCAAUAUACCGAGACACAAAAGACCGUUCAAGCCCGAUUCGUUCAGUACUCGUUAAAACUUGCCCAACAUGGCCGCCGGUGUUGUCAAUAUUCGUCGUGAUGUCGACGACAAGUUCUACCGCUACCGCAUGCCCGUCCUCCUGACAAAGAUUGAGGGCAAGGGCAAUGGUAUAAAAACCGUGAUCCCCAACAUGUCCGACGUGGCCCGGGCGCUCAGCCGUCCGCCCACGUACCCCACCAAGUUUUUCGGCUGCGAACUCGGCGCCCAGACCUCUUUCGAUGAGAAGAACGACCGCUACAUCGUUAAUGGUGCGCACGACGCAACCAAACUCCGUGAGCUGCUCGACGGCUUCAUCGAGAAGUUUGUGCUCUGCAAGUCCUGCAAAAACCCUGAGACGGACCUCAUCAUCACCAAGAAUGAUGAUAUUAUUCGCGACUGCAAGGCCUGCGGCGAACGCACCGCCGUAGACAUGCGUCAUAAGCUCACCACCUUCAUCGUCAAGAACCCACCGAAGAACCCAAAGAGGAUCAAGGCCUCCAGGAAGGGCACCGCAGACGGCAGCCCGAGCCCUGCUAACGGGCACGAGAAUGGACAUUCGACACCCGAGGUCGAUGCAGGCGGGGAGAGCGACGAUGAGCUGACCAGGCGCAUCAAAGCUGAGGCGGCAGAGCUCAACACAGACGCUGUCGCCAUUACCAAGGAGGAUUGGUCUGUCGACACCUCCGAGGAAGCUGUCAAAGCCCGUGUCAAGGCUGUGGGCGCGAGCUUGGCUGCCGUGUCCCUUAGCGCAGGAGGAGACGAAGAUAGUGAUGAUGAUUUCGACAGCCCGUAUGCGCAGCUCGGUCGCUGGGUCGAGGACAGCGAGUCUCUUGGCCCGGUCGAGGUGUACAAGAAGGCAGAGGAUCUUGGCAUUGCGAAGAAACAUAAGACUGUCCAGGUGCUCGCUCAAGUCCUCUUCAGCGAUGACAUCCUCGCCGAGUUGCCGAAGUAUGCGCCUCUGUUUAAGAAGAUGGUCACUUCCGAGAAACACCAAAAGUCAUUGCUAGGUGGCAUCGAGCGCCUUGUCGGCGUGGUCCACUCCGAGAUUGACCUCAACAACACCGUCCCGAAGAUCCUCAUGGCAUUCUACCAGGCAGACAUUCUCGAGGAGGACAUCAUCAAGCAGUGGGGCACCCAUGUCAGCAAAAAGUACGUCGAUCGGGACACGAGCAAGAAGGUCCGCAAGGCCAGUGAGCCAUUCUUGAAGUGGCUCGAUGAGGCGGAGGACAGCGACGACGAUGAUGAGUGAUUGUUUUGCUAUCGUGUUACUUAGUCUUGCAUAUGUCUGUCCUGCUUUGUGAUGUUAUGAAUUGUACC
This is a messenger RNA of Postia placenta MAD-698-R-SB12, 1420 nucleotides long. RefSeq lists its product as hypothetical. The transcript has 5 exons. Lineage: Eukaryota; Fungi; Basidiomycota; Agaricomycetes; Polyporales; Adustoporiaceae. Gene Ontology annotation, molecular function: translation initiation factor activity; GDP-dissociation inhibitor activity; eukaryotic initiation factor eIF2 binding. Gene Ontology annotation, cellular component: cytosol. Gene Ontology annotation, biological process: formation of translation preinitiation complex; formation of cytoplasmic translation initiation complex; translational initiation. The record is from RefSeq and is a predicted model, not a curated record. Bases 132 to 1352 code for a protein of 406 amino acids.